This is a messenger RNA of Acanthoscelides obtectus, 499 nucleotides long. The record is from the annotation of a GenBank genome assembly. Lineage: Eukaryota; Metazoa; Arthropoda; Insecta; Coleoptera; Chrysomelidae.
GUAGUUGAUUAUUAUUAAUGGUGUCGUAAUGCAAGUUACAUAUAUUGUUGCUUUGAAAAUCGCAAAAAGUGGGAGACCGUUUACUGACGGUGCACUUGUCAAAGAAUGCUUAGUGGAGUGUGCAGAAAUAUUGUGCCCAUCUCCUGUAACCAACUUUGAGUCCGAGCAAACAAUUUCUCGUCGGAUACUUGAACUUGGUGCAGAUUUAAAAGAACAACUGCGGGGAAAUGUGCCCAUUUUGUGGAGUAUUCUAUAGCUCUCGAUGAAAGUAAAGACAUUUCUGACCCAGCAUAAUUAGCUGUUUUCCAAGUUACGGUGACAUACCCUUUUAUUGUGUUACGCGCUGGUUAAGCUGCGCAAAAGUGCUAAAGAUUUUUUUUUAAAUCAUUGACGACGUUGAGAUGUUUAUGCAAAUGAGAUUUUUAUGACACCAUCUUCAGUGCUUUUCGAAACAGAACCGCCGCAGUUCCAAAUGGAGCUGAUUAAGCUUCAAUGCGAU